AUGACGCCGGCUUUCAGGACGGCCGGCCCGCCGGUUCACAGCGUCAACCCGACGAUGCGCGGCGUGGCGCUGGGCAUUCCGGUGUUUCUGGCCGGGAUCGUGGGCUAUGCCCUCUACUUGAUUGCCAAGCACGUGUUGUGGGACCAAUUCUGGCACCAGGACGAUCGGCACGGGCUCGCCAUUGGGCUCAUUGUGCCCUACGUCGUGAUUGCGGCGCUCAUGGUGGCCAGCUACCUGCGGAUUUUUAUUACGGCGCGUCUAGACCCCGCCGUCGUGCCGCUCGGCCCCGAGAGUGCGCGAUACUACCACACGAAAAAGAAGGCGGCACUCGGGCGCGGAAGCGGGCGCAACCACGGGUGCAGCGGCGCCAAGGACGCACGAGACGAAGACAGGCACUCGAGCGGCCACGUCAAGCACGGAAGCAACAGCCCGGUAGACCUGGAGGCGGGAUUGGGUGGCACGGUUCCAUACGGGUCAACGGGCGGGACCGGUGUGGAUUCGGGGCAGCGGCGGUCUCCAGAGACAGCAGACCCGCGACUGGACCCCGAUAGUCCCGGGCUGGAGCUGUUCUACACCAAGGAAGCGUUUGAGUGCGGCGCAGACGGACGGCCGCUGUGGUGCAACGCGUGUGGUACAUGGAAACCGGACCGGGCACACCAUUCUUCGGAGCUGAACCGCUGCGUGCGCAAGCUGGACCACUUCUGUCCGUGGGUUGGCGGCGUGGUGUCCGAGACGACCUUCAAGUUCUUUUUGCAGUUCAACGUGUACGCGACGCUUCUGUGGGCCCUGACGAUUGGCAUUGGCGGCUACGCGCUCUCGCAGGGGACAGACGCCCGGAUCAUUGCGGCUCUGGCGCUGACGGGUGUUCUGGGCCUGUUAGCGAGCGCGAUGGCGUGCACGUGUGUGCACUUUGCGCUGACGAACCAGACGUCGGUCGAGACGCACCAGCGACGCGAGCGGGCGAAGCUGAUGGCCGUGCACAUCCGCCGUGGCGCGCCGGCCGUCGAGGGUGCCUACAACGUGGUGACGUACCCGCUGCCAAAGGAGGGAGAGCAGGUCGGACAGGGGCUGGACGAGGUGGACCAUCCCCAGGACCCAGACCCCUUUGCUGUGGCACGUGCAGCCAGGGCGGCGGCGAGACGGGCUGCUGCUCGUGACCAGCUGGCGUUUCGCACGUUUGCCAUUGUGGCCGUGCCUCGCGGCAUGAACGUCUGGGACCUCGGCUGGUGCGCCAACUGGACGGCGGUCAUGGGGGCCAGCCCGCUGGACUGGCUGCUGCCGCUGCGGCAGUCGCCCUGCUGCACGAGCGACCGCGACAUGCUGGCCCAGCACGGCUUCUACCGGCUCAGCCCGGCGUUCCGGAAGCUUUGCGCGCAGUACAGCCUGCCACCGAGCACGGGGAUGGAGGAGUGGGGGGGAGAGGCUGUCUGA
Messenger RNA from Grosmannia clavigera kw1407, 1431 nucleotides. Its product is annotated as dhhc zinc finger membrane protein. Gene Ontology annotation, molecular function: protein-cysteine S-palmitoyltransferase activity. The record is from RefSeq and is a predicted model, not a curated record. The transcript is spliced from 3 exons. Lineage: Eukaryota; Fungi; Ascomycota; Sordariomycetes; Ophiostomatales; Ophiostomataceae. Bases 1 to 1431 code for a protein of 476 amino acids. Gene Ontology annotation, biological process: protein targeting to membrane; peptidyl-L-cysteine S-palmitoylation. Gene Ontology annotation, cellular component: endoplasmic reticulum; Golgi apparatus.